CUCGAGGCCAACACACACUCACAUAAAGAGACUUCAUCCAGUGUCACUUUCACUGCUGCUGCUGCAGAGGAUCAUGAAACCCUCUGACAGUCUGAACAGGUUACGUGACUUCUGUGAACCGUCCUCGCUGUUUCUUCUAACAUGGCAGUGAAAAUGAAAAGUGAAAAGAAACCUGAAGUGAAAAACAGGCGAUAUCUACUGUUUUCACUUUCUGAGUUUAAAAUCUGUCCUUGGGCAGCUCACUUUAUCUCCUGACGCAGACACAGAGCAGAUCAUCCUGCUUUUCUUACUGCAGAAAUACAGAUAUAUGCACACAGAAAUAUAGGUAUACAGACACAGAUAUCAGCAAUGUCUGACAGUGACUCUUCCUGCAGAUUUCAUCAGAAGAUAAACAGGAAUAGCGUCAUCUGUGAAGGGUGGGAGGUAAGGAAACUAAAACAUGCUGUUUAUUUAUCUCUAUUUUUAUCUUAUUGUCAGUGUAAAAACAGUAUUAUGGUUCAAACAGCUGCCAAAUCAGAGUGGAGGUAAGAGGUCACGGGUGUGCAAAUAUUCAGGAGUGAAAUCCUGGACCUCAGAGUUUGCAAAUGUUUCUAAGAGGAUGCUUACCAUGUUUUGACUGAGUUUUUUAUGUUACUUUUUUUCUGAAACAAAACAAACUUUUUAAAGUUAGUGUAAUUAAAGUUUACAAAUUCAAAUUGGUUUAAAUUGCACUUAAGCUGAUGAUCACUUAGAUUUCCAUGAGGAGCUCACAGCGCCAGGGCCAAUAAAUCUACAGGUCCCCACAUCCCAAGAGCAUCUACUUUAUGUCCUCACGUGAGCAGAAAAAACUGUGUGUGUGUGUGUGUGUGUGUGUGUUUGUUUCAGGGCUUAGAGGAUGAAAACAGGAAGCUGAAGAGAAGAGAGAAAAACAGAGUUUCAGCCCGAAGGAGCAGAAACAGACAAACACAGAGAGCCGACCACCUGCACCAGGUGUGUGUCUGUGUGUGUGUGUCAAGACAUCAGACUGAAAUACAGCCAGUUAACUUUUUAAUUUCCACCAUCUGAAACUUCGUGUUAAAGUUAUGGGAAAGUAUUUACAGGUUUAAAGGGGUUCUGUAGUGACUAAGGAGGCAAAAACAUGAUUUAGUACACCUUGAAUUUAAAAUUAAAUACUCAGUUUUAGCAUGAAAGCCAAAGUAAGAGACCACUUUAUACUUUAGAGAAAGAAAAACAAUAAUAAGGUUUCUAAGUUUUCUCAAUCUGCUAUGACCACUUCAGUCUGCUGUCUAAUAUCAUACCAUGAUCCAAACACAAUCCAACACACAAGCUUAUUACUCCAAACCAAAUUAACCACUGCUUGUAGUUCCUCACCUAAAGCGCUUGAUAAAUCGAUAACUGUAUCCACAACUAAAUCCAUAACUGACCCUGCUGGUAGAUAAAGAGUGUCAUCUGCAUACAUAACUAGCUUUGUUUAAAAUAAGAGGAAGGUCUUCUGUGAAUAUAGAGAAAAACAGCCCAGCUUCCUUACAGUAGGGGAGAGUGGGGUAAGAUGAGCCAUUUUUCAUAUUUUGGAUCACUACAUCAAGGCAAUCACAGUUCUGUCUCUAACUAGUUUAUCUGCUUAUAUUUCAAGAUAUUGUACAUCCCUGCAAACCAACAGAAUGAGUGUAAACUGCCUUGAUAAUAUAACAUGCCAAAAAAAGUGGUCUCCUAUGGUCAACUUACCCUGUGCAUGGGGUAAGCUCAUAGAUACCACAAUUGAUGUAUAAAACAAAUUUAAAAUGAUCUUUUUUCGUCUGAACACAAUUAAAAAAAUUCACUUUCAAGAGUGAAAAAUGUUUUUUGGCAAUAAAUGUCUAACCCCUUCACACAUGUGCCUCUAACCUUCAAAGACUCCAAGAAUUGAUGCCUAAAUAUGUCCUAAUGUGUCCUAAAUAUUUGGUCAUAUGAUCAAUUUCUUUUACCAUUUCCAAGCAACAGGGGGUGGGUCAACUUACCCCACUCUCCCCUACACCACAUUGCAACUGGUUCACAUUUGAAAUGCUACCAUGAUAAAAAAAACAAAACAUACUGCUUUCUAUUACACAAAUAACUUUUAAACCAGUUUACUGUUACCUUAGUCAAAGGAAUAAGAUUAAGAACUCUUUUAUCACAUGACCAAGAAUGUGGAGGAAUUUAAAAGUGUUCAGUGUUUUGUAUGAGUUUUGUGUUCUGUGAAAAAAAAUUUCUUUGGUUUUUGGGACACUUUUAGGUUUAUGAUGUUUUUGUAAUUUAUUUUAUUUCAACGCUUUUGUUGAUUUAGUUUUUUUAUGUCCAUGAAGAAAUUUUGAUCAAAUAAAUGUGACUCUGAAUUCAAAAUCUCUUUCUUUUCUCUCUCCUUUCUGUCAGGCCUGUGAGCUGCUGGAGCAGAGGAACAGGAAGCUGAGGAGGGAGGUAACCUUUAAUUUCAUUAGUCUUUAAUCACCAUCUGCAGACUGUUUCUGCUCUCUAUCAAGGCUGAUUUUAUUCUUGAACAUUUAGAAACUCUGAUUUAAAAACUAAGACAAAAUAGUCACUGAAGGUCAAUUAAUGACAUACUGUAUUUAACAUGCAGGUGGAUUGUCUCUCUGAGGAGCAGCGAGAGCUGAGCGAUGCUCUGAAAGCUCAUGAACCUUUCUGUCCCAUCAUGCAUUGCUCCUUGGCAUCCUCCUGCAGUCUGCAGCCUGACACCAUAGAGACUCACUCUGUCUGAGGAGAGGAAUAAACUGAAUUAUCAGUGUAUAAAUUCCUGUCUCAGUGUGAAGGAGGGAAAUAAUCUGUGAACAAUCAGGAUAACCUCUCUGAAUCAACAGUUUAUGUUUACUAAAGUCACUGUGGAGUACUGCAGCCAGCCUCCAGAGGGGGUCAUUUACCAUAUAAUGGCCGAGCAAUAACUGAGCAGAUUUAAGACCUGCUGAAGUCACGGU
Molecule: messenger RNA, 2924 nt
Organism: Xyrichtys novacula (pearly razorfish)
Lineage: Eukaryota; Metazoa; Chordata; Actinopteri; Labriformes; Labridae
Source: the annotation of a GenBank genome assembly